Messenger RNA from Podarcis lilfordi (Lilford's wall lizard), 20983 nucleotides. The record is from the annotation of a GenBank genome assembly. NCBI's taxonomy places the organism in Eukaryota, Metazoa, Chordata, Lepidosauria, Squamata, Lacertidae.
CUUAUACUAGGUUACUGCUUUUCAUUUCGAAAUAAUUCCGAAGUGGGGUAUGGGGGGAAAACCACAACGAAAUCGUACAGUCUUAUCAGUAACAAGUAAAGUGGGUGGGAACCAAGUGGUUAUUUUCGUGAAGAGCAGUGGCACAGAUUCAACCCAAAGGUUGGGUGAAUAAGUAGGUUGGUGCCAAAAGCUUAUCAGACUUUCUGUGCUUGGGCAAUUUGAACAGCUGAAUAAAUAGCACCUCUUUUACAUUGACACCUGACUUUUUCCAUUCGAGAUGUGGAGGAUGACUAGCCCCGUAUCGCGAGAGACUACAAUUCCCACAGUAUCUAGCGUCUGUCCUCAUUGGCUGAAUCCACCGUGGAGCUGUCAAAACACUCGCGACGGUUCCGCCCUCUUAGCGAAAGACUACAUUUCCCGGCAAGUCCUGCGACCCUCCCGGCCGCACUUCCCAACCUUGAUUGGGUCCGGCGUGGAACUGACAAAGCCUCUGCCCAAUGGAAAGUGCAGCGGCGAUAAGGGGCUGGGCAAGGAACCUUGACCCGUCUCCGUCGACCAAUAGAAACCGCGCAGGCGUGGGCCAAUGUGCAUGGUCGUUGCUGGCAGGUGAGGAAGCGGUGCUCUGAGGGGUGCAGCGGUGGCGGCGGCCCAGGCAUGGGCAGCUCGUGCUCUUCUUCUCUCUUGACCUGAUCCAAACUUGCUCUCCGGCCGGCGAUGGCGAGCACUUCCCGGGACGUGGAAAUCAGCGACGAGGCCGUGAGGGGCACCUGCGACGACGCCUCCCUCUGCAAGCGGUGAGCGAGCGAGGGAGGAGCCUCGGGAGCCACGCCCACUCCUUUCAACGACCCUCCCACCUCAUGGGAACGGGGCGGGGCCAAGGGGGAACCAGGUCGGAUCAGGCCCAUGACGUCACCCCUGGGGAUGCUCUUCGGUAUCUCGUUGCAGAAGAAGACCACCUCCCCGGGCUUAUUGUAUUGUUAUCAUUACAGUGGUACCUCGGGUUACAUACGCUUCAGGUUACAUACGCUUCAGGUUACAGACUCUGCUAACCCAGAAAUAGUGCUUCAGGUUAAGAACUUUGCUUCAGGAUGAGAACAGAAAUCACGCAGCAGCAGCAGGAGGCCCCAUUAGCUAAAGUGGUGGUUCAGGUUAAGAACAGUUUCAGGUUAAGAACAGACCUCUGGAACGAAUUAAGUUCUUAACCCGAGGUACCUCUGUAGUAGGGGCUCUUCAUCUGCCUAGGGGCGUUAAGCAAAAUGAGAGGCAUGUGUAUGAGUGAAAAAAGAGAUUGUUUGGUAUGGAGAACCGUUGCUCUGUUAGAGCAUCUGCUUUGCAUGCAGAAGGUCCCAAGUUCAAUCUCCAAUGAUGGCACCCAGUGUUGGAUUUAUGUACAGUGGUACCUCGGUUUAAGAACAGUCCUGUUUACGAACGAUUUGGUUUACGGACUCCGCAAAACCGGAAGUAGUGUCUCAGUUUGAGAACUUUACCUCGGUCUAUGAAUGGAAUCCAAAUGGCGGAAGGGCACCGGUGGCGGGAGGCCUCAUUAGGGAAAGCACGCCUUGGUUUAAGGAUGGUUUCGGUUUAAGAAUGGACUUCUGGAACAGAGUAAGUUCGUAAAACGAGGUACCACUGUAUAAGCCAAUCAAGCUAUAGCUUAGGGCCCCACUCUCUUGGCCCCCCCCCCAAAAAAAUUUAAAGGAUAAAAAACCUGGAUGUACAUUUCCAAAAUAUAAGAUAAAAAAAACCCCCUACAUACAGCAACAGUGUUUCGUGUUGUGUAGGCUCCUAUGAUGUAAAUUAGGUCCAUCAAUUACCAUAUAGCAUAUAUUCAACAUAAAAAAACCAGCGACAAUUUGUUGUUGACAAAGGACAGCUGGACAUAUAAAGGGCCCCAUUACCUUCAGGAGUUAGGGCCUCAUCAAACCUAAAUCCAGCCCUAAAUCCAUGCCUGAUGGCAUCUCCACACAGGGCUGUUAGAAACUGGUCUGCAACCCUGCAGAGUCGCUGCCAGUCAGUGUAGGUAUUACUGAUUCAGUAGGACUAAUGGGUUGACUUGGUAUAUAAGCCAUUGCCCUGCAUCUUCACACUGUGCAUUCUUAAACUAUAAGAACAUAAGACGAGCCUGCUGGAUCAGGCCAAAGGGGGCUCAUCUAGUCCAGCAUCCUGUUCUGACAGUGACCAACCAGAUGCCACAUUGGGAAGAAGUCCACAAGCAGGACUCAGGCCCAAUUGCGCUCACCCCUACUGUGGUUUUCAGCAACUGGUGUUCAAAAGCAUUGCUUCAGUGGAGGCAGAUCCUGGCUAGAAGUUGAUCCACUGUAACCACAUCAGUGACAUUUGUAAGCUUCUCUGGGUUUUUUGUUUUUUUUUAAUGCCUAAGAGAGGAAUUAAAAUGCUUUCAGUAAAGUAAUAAGAACAUAAGAAUCCCCUUCAUAGAUUAGAUCAAAGUCCACAUCCUCUAGAAUUAUGUUUUUGACUGACCAUGGAUUCCAGCCUUGUUAAGAGGGCCUUUCUCUUUCCCUUGGGCAGAUAUGCAGUAAACGUUGGCUACUGGAAGGAUCCUUACCUUGAUUAUUUUGUGAGGCUGCCAAAAGAAAGGAAGGCGCCUGAAAUCAGCCGUGGUAAGUUUGUAUGCAAGUAUGAGUCCAAAGUGGGCUCCAUGAGCCACAUACAUACAUACUCUAUUUGUAUACUGCCUUUCCACAAUUCAAACCAUACUCAAGAUGGCUUACAACAUGAAAACAAAAUACAUAACUAAAACAUAACAAAAGUAGUCAUAAAUAAUACACAACCAAACUGAACAAUUUUUGCAUAAAUAAAAACAAGAUAUAAAAUAAAGAUACAGAAAAGCAACAGCAACACCCCCCCCCCAAACAGCACACCCUAAACAACACACCAGCCCAAGAGUCUGUUCAGCAGCCUCAACCUUUGUAGCCGUAGUCAGGGUCCUGCCCUCCGAGGCUAGGUGGAAAAGGCCUGUAAGGCAGGGAGCAGAUCUGCCAGGACUCACCGCUAAGACUGUAUGUUGGACCAACAUGUCUGUUGGACCAAGGCAGGUGUUGUUAUUUUCUCUUACAGUUAUGACAACAUUUUGCAAAAUGUACUCAGAAUUGACGGAUAUACUCUGUCAUCUCUUGGUUAGCAUUGUCUGCUUCUUACAGUACUGUUUUUCUGUUAGGGUAUUAUGCCCGUGUCCAGGGAGUUGGCCGCUUACUUAAGGCUUUCUUGCAGAAGACUGAAUGCAACUGCCAAAUUAUCAACCUGGGGGCUGGCAUGGACACUCUGUUCUGGAAAUUAAAGGUGAGAAAUUAUUCAUUGUUAACGUAAGUGCAAAGAAGGAAUUUCAUAGCUCCAGGGGAGCCUCUAGUGGUCACUUACAAAAGUAUUUUUGUUUCUGGGCUUUUAUUACGGUAAUCUAUAUCUAGUAAAGGGACACAGGUGGCACUGUGGGUUAAACCACAGAGCCUAGGACUUGCCGAUCAGAAGGUCGGCGGUUCGAAUCCCCGCAACGGGGUGAGUUCCCAUUGCUCGGUCCCUGCUCCUGCCAACCUAGCAGUUCGAAAGCACGUCAAAGUGCAAGGAGAUAAAUAGGUACCGCUCCAGCAGGAAGGUAAACGGCGUUUUCGUGCGCUGCUCUGGUUCGCCAGAAGCGGCUUUGUCAUGCUGGCCACAUGACCCGGAAGCUGUACGCCGGCUCCCUCGGCCAGUAAAGUGAGAUGAGUGCCGCAACCCCAGAGUCGGUCACAACUGGACUAAUGGUCAGGGGUCCCUUUGCCUUUACUUUAUAUCUAGUAAAACAACCCAGGGCAGUGUAUUUCAGUCUGGUUCCUCGGUGUUAUUAAUGGGGGCAUUGCUGAAAGAUGGCCUGUCCACUCAUUGUUGCUCUUCUCCCCUGCAUUUGUAGCUCCAGGUGAGUUUGGUUCCUGUGGGGGGAAUCUCAAGGCUGACAGGCUGGGCUUGCACCAUGCAUGGCGGAGAAGUCUAGCUCAGUUUUCCCCAAUAAAAUGGUGUCCUGAUGCUUUUCCAGCAGAGUGGUUGGGAAAACCCAGCCAGAUGGGCGGGGUAGAAAUAAAUUAUUAUGGUUAUUAUUAUAAUUUUAUUUUAUUUUUGACUGUAAUCCCCAUCUGAUGGGAGCUGCAGUCCAAAAUGUGGCCCUGCUUGCUGGGGGUGAUGGGAUUUGUAGUCCAAAGUAGGCAUUCUGGUUGGUGCAAAUGAGAACUGUAGUCCAAAACAUAGCUGUGGUGCUGGAGCUGGUGGAAGUUGUAGUCUAAAACACCUGCAGAACAUUGGGUUGAGCAAUGCUGCUGUAGAACAUACACAAAGCUUCGUCAGUGUGGAAAAGGUUUCUUAAAAAAGUAGACAGCUUGAAAACUAUUGACCUGGGACGUAACUGAGGAGCUGAAUUGUGUGUCUCUUCAUGAGCUGAAUGUCUGGCUUCUCCCUCCCCCAAUCCCUUUCAGGAUGAGAAUCUGCUUCCAAUAAAAUAUUUUGAAGUUGACUUCCCAUCUAUAGUCACAAGGAAAAUCCACAACAUCAAGUAAGUGCCUGGGUGUGUGCUCUUGACUGAGAUGAACAUGUUUUUCGGUUUUGAGAAGAAAAGUUGGGGCCAACUCUUACUAGUCAUGACGCAUCAGUGCCCCCCUCCAAAAAAUAACAACUAUCGUUAUCAUUUUAGGUUUUUUACCUACCCUUCACCAUGUAGUCCCAGGGUCGGUUACAAUAAUUUAAAAUAACAGUAUUAAAAUCUGUUAAAUAUAGUCAAGAGAAUAGGGUAGGUUCUAAAAUAUGUAUUUCUCGGGCUUCAAAGGCCAGGUUAAAUGGUCACAUGGUCUUGCCUAUUGGAAGGGGGGCCAAGGAUGAAAAAAUGUAUGUGACUGUGCAACUGCGAAGGGCUGAGAUUACUUUGGCAUGCAAAUAUAGUUCUGAAAAAUAUCAAGUCUUUUCUUUCGACGAGUAUUAGUCCUACUCAGAGUAGACCCAUUGAAGUUAAUGGACAUGUUUAGCUUAGGUUCAUUCAUUUCAGUGGGUCUAUUACCCGGUGUGUUUGGUUGUAGGGUCUUGGGGCAAAGUUCCAGCUCCUUCAGGGUGCAACAUUCUGUAUAAAUACUUGCACAAAGCUUGUAAGGUUUAGGUCAGAUUCAGAUUUUCUCUGUUUAAAAGGAUUCCUGUCAGUUUCACUCUUGAAGCACUACUGUAUCCUAUCCAGGCAUGUCUACUCAGAAGAAAAUCUUCAUUGAUUUAACUUACUCCCCACUUAUAGGAUUGCAAUCUUAAUUAUUCUUUUUAAGUUUCUUUUUUUCUGGGUCACUUAUUUCUCUAGUGCAACAGUAGCUUCACAAGUUGCAAAAAGCUUUAUUGGGGUGUGGGACCCAAACAAACGUGUUACAGUUUGCCAGUUGUUUGGGCAAUAAUAAUAAUAUAAUAAUAAUAAUUUAUUAUUUGUACCCCGCCCAUCUGGCUGGGUUUCCCCAGCCACUCUGAGCGGCUUCCACAGAGACCAAAAAUACACUAAAAUGUCACACAUUAAAAACUUCCCUGAACAGGGCUGCCUUAAGAUGUUCACAUGUUACUGACUUGCACUGUGUACUCAGUUACUGACUUUAUAGAAUAAUAGAAUUGUAGGGUUGGAAGAGUCCCAAAGGGUCAUCUAGUCCAACCCCCUGUAAGUAUAUUUAUUAGUAACAGCCAACUGUAGCUCUCUGCAGUGUGUAUUUUUAAUCCUAAUAUUGUUGUGAGGUGCUUCAAAAGCCUGGUACAGGACUGUAAAGUUGAGUAUAAAUGUUAGAAUGAAUGAAAGUGAAACGGCUCCUGUCCCAAAUGUUAGGGUCUUAGCAGGUCUGCUGUGGGGGUCUAUAGCUUGUGAAAGGACCCUUAGUCUUCCUUAGUAAAGAGGGGAUCAUGCAUUGUCUUGAAAAUUGGCUGCACUGUGGGUAACAAGGUGCAGUAGACCCAAGCCUUCGCUUUAAGCAAUGUAUCUGAAAUGAACUUGUGGAAAGGGCUUGCCGGAUGUUGUGCAGUCUGAGAACUGCUCCUUGUCAGUUUCAGACACACACAAGUUCACACAGAAUCAUAGAAUUGUCGAGUUCAAAGGGGAACCAAAGGAUCGUCCAGUCCAAUCCCCUGCAAUGCAGAAAGCAAGGCCAUGUAUUUUGGCAAUAUGAGAAGGGAAAUGUCUCAGUGUGUCCAGGAGCCAAUCCCUGCUUGCCUACCCUUUCCUGGACAGCACCCCCAGAAUGAACCCUUCUUCCCUUCUUCCCUCCAAUAGAGGAAGGGUUGUGACUCAAUGGUUGAAGCAUCUGCUUUGCAUUCAGAAGGCCCCAAGUUCAGUUCCUGCUAUCUUCAGGGAGGGCUGGGAGAGAACCUUUUCUGACACCCUGGAGAGCUGCUGCCAGUCAGUGUGGACAGUAUUGAGCUAGAUGGAACAAUGCAUCUUACUGCCCAGAUGGUGCGAACACACAAGAGACUGGGCUCUGCAGCAGUCAGGCCUAGUGAUCUCUUUCCAGCAGGGGGCACACACGGCCUCCCUCUCUUUGCAGCUUCCACCAGCAACGACUCGCUGACUCCUUUUCCUUCUUUUCCUUUUUUUUGUCCUUCUCUCCCACAGAUCAAAACCUCCCUUGUCAAAACCAAUUAUGGAAAGCCAUUCAGGGGAGUCUCUUCUAAUGGGUGAGUCAUCUUAAAAAUCCAUCGGUAAAGCAAGGUGGCAUUUCUAAAGCCGCUACCACCUCCUCACUCUAUUCUGCUAUGUGGGCACCUUCUCAACGUUUCACAAAAUGCUCUUGUAUUGCAUUUAACCUUUUCUUUGCCUAGCUUUCUUACCAACCCAUAUUUGCUGCUCCUUGAAUCAGCCUGUGAAAGAACUGCUCUUUGCCCCUUGCUGAAAGGUACUGGCACACUCUUGACUAGGAAUGUUAGGGUUCUGUUGGGACUUCCUGUCUCUCCUCUCCCCCCACAUUCCCAACAGUUUAAGAACACAAGAAGAGCUCUGCUGGAUCAUGCCAGUGGCCCAUCUAGUGGAGCAUCCUAUUUCUACAGUGGCCUGACAAGAUGCCUGUGGGAAACCCGCAAGCAGGAUUGGGGCACAAGAGUGCUCUUUCCACCCUUCCUUUCCCCCCCACCAGGAACAGGUAUUCAGAAACAUUACUGCUUCCGGCUGUGGGAGCAGAGCAGAGCCAUCAUGGCAAAUAGCCACUGACAGCCUUCUCCUCCAUGAAUUUGUCUAAUCCUCUUUUAAAGCCAUCUAGGUUUGUGGCCACCACUGCCUCCUGUGGCAGUGAGUUUCAUAGUUUAACUAUGUGCUGCAUGAAGAAGUGACGUCUCUGGCAUUCGUCCUGUGCCUUCCAACAUUCAGUGCCAGUGUUAUGAGAGAGGUAGAGAAACGUUUCUCCACUCACUUUCUCCAUGACAUACAUAACUUUUUCAACUUACGCCACGUCGCCUCUUAUUUGCCUUUUCUUUAAACUGAAAAGUCCCAAAUACUGCAAGUUUUCUUCACAGCAGAGUUGCUCCACCCCCUUGAUCAUUUUGGUUGCACUUUUCUAACUCUGCAAGAUUAUUUUUGAGGUGAGGUGGCCAGAACUGUGCUGUACCCAAUAUUCCAAAUGCAGCCAUGCUAUGGAUUUGUAUAAGAGCGUCACAAUCACUGGCAGUUUUAUUUUAGUUCCUUUCCUAAUGAUCCGUAGCAUGGAAUUUGCUUUAUUUUUCACAGCUGCUGCACAGUGGGUUGACAUUGAGCUUAUAAUUCUCUGCUGCUUGCUUGUUCUUUUGCUGCCUAGGAAAGGAAAGCCUUUCAGGAAUGACAGCCGUUACCUUCCUCCGCCUCCGUUGAUGGCAGGAGCCUUCCUCCGCAUGCUUCGUUGGGUGUCACCCAAUAGAUCUGUGCUGCCCUUGACAGCAUUGUCCGUUAGUUGCUAAGGCUGCUUUAUCUUGUUUUGGCUUCUCGGGCAAAUGAGUCCAAGAGUUAACGGCUAAAAAAACUGGCCAGUGGUGAUGCAUGGCAGGUGGGAGAUCGGAGGGAGGUUUCAGACAUUAGAGAGGCAUAACUCUGAAAGAGCAUCCCUCUAACAACAAACCUAGUUUCAGAACUGAACUGGUAGUUUUGGGGUAAGCUCUUAUAGAAACGUAGAAUUGUAGAGUUGGAAGGGCGUUGUAAUGCAGGAAUCACAGCUUUAAAAUCCCUGACAGGUGGCCACCCAACCUCUGCUUAAAAACCUCCUAGGAAGGAGAGUCCACCACAUUCCCAGGUAGUCUGUUCCACUGUCAAACAGCUUUUCCCAUUGCAAAGUUCUUCCUAAUGUUUCGUCUUAAUCUCCUUUCUUGUAAUUUGAAUCUGUUGGUUUGGGUCCUACCCUCUGGAGCAGCAGAAAACUAGCUGGCUCCAUCUUUCAUGUGCUAACCCUUCAGUUAUUUGAAGAUGGCUAUCAUAUCACCAUCUUAUGAUUUUGUUCUGUGCUCAUACUUCCUCCCUCCCCAGUUUUGCCUUGAUGGGGUUAUUGCCACCACUGGAGACUUGGAAACUGCCAGAUUUCUCCAAUAUUUCGUAGUAUUUGCAAUCAAUAUCCUUUCAUUGUUAGUAAUGAAGCAGGAAAUUUUCUGCGGGGAAAUUUAAACUGGGAAAUGUUCUCCACCCGCCCUCCCCAAAUGCCCAGGCUUGAUAGCCAGACUCCCUCUCCUUUCCUGCCCUGAUGAGGAACUUGCCAUUUCAUCUUACAGAAACCCCAAAUGGUCUUCCCUAGCCUCUUCAGGAAUGUUUUGCCAAUCAUAGAGUUUCAGAAACCUAGUUUCAGAAUUGAGCUGGUAGUUUGGGGGAAAGAUCAUAUAGAAUCUUAUAGUAGUAGACUUGGAAGGGAUCCCUAAGGGUAUUCUAGUCCAACCCCGUGCAAUGCAGAGAUCACAGUGAAAAAAUCCCUGACAGAUGGCAAUCCAACUUCUGUUUAAAAACCUCCAAUCACCUCAACCGUGUUGCCUCUCUUGCCACGGGUGCUCUGCUGUCUCCUGCUUCAGCUGACGAAAUCUCCUCCGACACCUUUCCUGUCCUGCCGCAUCUUCUGCUCUGUGAGCCCCUAAUGGUUUGGUUGCUUCCUGGUUCCAGGGCAGUCUUCUUGCUUCAUCAAGCACAGCACCAGUCUAGAGUAUGGACUCUCGAGGAGCAGGCUUUCCUCUCACCAGGAAGGUUGUUAUUUUUUACUCUGAAAGCAAGCUUUCCAGCAGUUUGACAACAUCUCCAUAUCUAACUGAAGGAAAGAAUGAAGAUGUGAAUUUUCUCCUUGCUUUGCUGGAAAUUCCUCGAGGGGAGCUGCUUCCCCUUGAGCAGGGAUGAAGAACCCAUGUCUCUCCAUCAUUUGACUCAAAUCCCAUCAUGCCUCGCUUUUGGCCAUAUUGGCUAGGACUAAUGGGAGUUGGAGUCCAGCAACAUCUGGAGAGCAUUGAUUCUCUUUGGAAGGCGGUUUUCUGCUGGCGGGCUUUUGGUAGCUGGGGAUAGCCUAGCAGGGGAUUUUAAAUUUAUUUUUAAACUUAGAUAAUUGUAUUUGUGUGUGUUUUUAAAUGUUUAACCGGUAGAUUACAAAUGGUUGAGAAGUGUCUAUCAGUUGUAGAACAGGUUUGGGGAGCCUCUGGAUCUCCAAAUGUUGAUGAACUGCAACUCCCAUCAUCCCUAGCCAUUGACCAUGCUUGCUGGGUCUGGUAGGAGUUGUGGUUUAGCCACAUUUGGAGGGCACCAUGUUGGAGAAGGCUGGUGUAAGGCAAGAAUGGGAGAAUUCCAGGUACGUCCAGGUUCCUAAGAACUCGAAAUUUGCCAGCCUUGGUAUCCUCGGAAAAUACCACUCAUGCCUCUGGAUGAGAUGUGUUUUUUACCAAUCUAUUUUUAAAUCCCAUCACCAGAUAAUAUUUUUCAGCAGUCAAUGAUGUUUGCUUUUGUGAAAGCAAUUUAGUGCCAUGUCACGGCCGUAAAAUCCCCCAAAUCUUUAAAAGUGCUACAGCUUUGAUGUGUUGGGUUUGGAGAAAUGAGAGCAUUUAAGUCAGCCUUUUAAAUACUAGUCCACAAAUUUUAGCUGGCUUGUAUCAUCAUCAUCUAUUUUAUGUCCCACUUACUUGCCGUUCCAACACGUAUAAAUACACAAAAUUUAAAAACCAUCCUGUCAGAACAUUAAACAUUGACAGUUAAAGUGUGCAGUAAAACAAGCCCAUUAAAACAGCACAACAAUUAAAACAGUUCCCUAAUGCAGGCAUUUGUGUCCUCGGAGGGAGAGAAAUCAGCAACAUCUGCAAAGUUCCUCUCGCUGGUCACCUAACUGUGAUUUUCAUUUUUUGCUCGCCUUGGGCAAGUAGUGAUAAAUGAAAGGGCUUUAACUGCUGCUUCCUCCACAGAUGCUCAUAGCCUGGACUCCAGCCGCUACGCCAUUGUUGGUGCAGAUCUCCGAGAGCUGCCCAAACUAGAGGAAAAGCUGAAGAAAUGCAACAUGGAUCCACAGUAAGACUGGAGUGCAAAGGCUUCUGGGAACGUUCUGGGUAAUGUGCUGCCUAGGAGGUAGCAAUUCACAGUGUUCAAAACUCCCAUUGUUCUAGGCGCAUUUUGCGACAGGGAAUUUCAUUAGCGCGAGCAGUUUCUGAGCUCUGGGUGCAGUACUGCGCCUAAGAUUUCAGAUUUAAGCUGCAGGGUGGAAGGAAAGGAGGACCUUUUUCUGUCUCCCCACUUCCAGCUACUCUCUGAAGACUGGAUAAGAGACCCUCUUAAGAAUAUUAGAGGGGUGGGGCAGGGGAAGGACUAGACCAUGUGAAAAAUGAACACAAUAUAUUACCUGCAGUUCAUUCAUUUUCAGCUUUGUAUUCUUGUUAUAAGAAAAAAGUGUGCUUAGACAUUCCAUUGUUGGGCCCAUAACCUAGGUUUAAGGUGCCAUUUAGUGCCCAGCUUUCAUAUCUCAGUUUCUAACACUGGUGAUUCAGCCUGGUUUUUAAAAGCUGUGGAUACUGUUCAGAUACACAGAGUGUAAGAAAAUUGUUUCAGUGCAGCAGCCUUUGCCAACCUUGUCCCCGUCCCCCAGUGUUCUGGACUACAGCUCUCAGCAGCCCCAGCCAGCACAGGUGUGCUGCUGGGAGUCGUGGUCCAAAACAUCUGGAGGGCACCAGGUUGCCAAAGGCUGCAAUGCAGCAUUGAGUUUUACUACAGCAGAGUCAAGCAGGACAUGUUUGUGGUUCUUGCUGCUUCAGUUUUGAGACUUAAAGGAGCCUGGCUGUCCUGAUCCAGGUGAUUUACGUUUUCCAGGCUACUGAUUGUGUCUGCUGGAAUGUGUGCAGUUACAUUGCCCUGGGGUCAGGUUGCUCUGACUGCGUUUCUUGGGUCCGAUGACUAUUUGCUCAGUUGCCAUCCUAGCAAGGCAUACAUAUAUCUGCAGAGGCUAUUUUCCGGCCUCCGAUUUCUGUUUUAGAUACUGCUAUAAGUUGCCCUCCCAUAAGGCUGAGAGGUGAAUCAAAUCCUCUCUUCUCCACCCCCUCUCCUUUCUGCUAGGGGGAUGUGCCCUCAACUAAAAAAUGCCCGUUCAUGGUUUGGGCUUCUCUGUGGACCUCAGGAGGUGAACAGAGAUAGGAUUUCCAGAUCAUUGUGGUGUGCAGACUACAGACCGAGCAGAAAUGUGUCUGUAGGCAACAUAAGCAGCGUGGAACUACAAUUCACGCAGGGUAAGGCUACCCUGUGCUCUGCCUCCACAGCAGGAGGCAGCAAUGCUUCUGAAUACCAGUUGCUGGAAACCGCAGGAGGGGAGAGUUGCUCUUGAGCUCAGGGCUUGCAUGAGGGUUUCACUUUGGGGCAUCUGGUUGGCCACUAUGAGAACAGAACACUGGAUUAUCUGGACCCCAUUUGGCCUGAUCCAGCAGAGCCCUUACAUUCUUCCUGCUUUCCCACACCUUUCCUCCCUCUCUUUUCUCCCCCACCUGCCCACCCAGCCUCCAUAUAGAAUUCCUUUGGCUCCUAGCAGUUGGUUUUGCCUGUUGCUGUCAGUAUCUGAAAGCAGCCCUGCAAGCAAAGAGAUUACUCAUUGGUUUGAGUCAUGCUGAUGGAGUGGUGGGUGGGCAGUUUCUGGCUUGCUGGGCUAAUGGAGAGAGGAGAGGGAGCUGAGCUGACCCCUUCCUCCUACUGCUGCUUCACCAUGUUCUUAACAGCUGAUCAGAAGGCAGAGACCCCUUUCUGCCGAUUUGCUUUAUUUCUAUGUGAAAGGAACUUGCAGGGAAGGUUAUCAGCACCACGCUCUAACCACUGGCUCAGUAUUGUCUGCACUGACUUGUCAGUGGCUCUCCAGGGUUUCUGGCAGGGAGUCUUUCCUAAUGUUUACCUGAAGAUGUCAUUGGGGAUUGAACCAGAGGCCUUCUGUCUGCAAAGCAGAUGCUCCAACAGCUGAGUUAAGGCUCUUCAGCGGAGCCAAGCUGAAAACACCUCACUCUUUCCCCCCUUCCCCUGAAUCACACAGCUUGCUGGACACUUUUAGAGUGAACAGCUUUUCACCUCAUUGUUGGUGGGGCCCUGGAUAGCUUGGUGUAGAUCAGCCUUCCCCUCCAACCUGGUGCCCUCUGGAAAUUUUGGAUUACAACCCCCAUCAGCCCCAGGUGGGGCUGGGAAAGACCCCUUCUGUCUGGACUACUGCUAGAAUUGAGCCUAGGACUUGCCGAUCAGAAGGUCGGCGGUUCGAAUCCCCGUGAUGGGGUGAGCUCCCAUUGUUCGGUCCCUGCUCCUGCCAGCCUAGCAAUUUGAACUCGCAUCAAAGUGCAAGUAGAUAAAUUGGUACCGCUCCGGCAGGAAGGUAAAUGGCGUUUCUGUGCAUUGCUCUGGUUCGCCAGAAGCGGCUUAGUCAUGCUGGCCACAUGACCCGGAAGCUGUACGCUGGCUCCCUUGGCCAAUAAAGUGAGAUGAGCGUCGCAACCCCAGAGUCGGCCACGACUGGACCUAAUGGUCAGGGGUCCCUUUACCUUUACCAAGCAGUGGUGUGGCUUGGUAAAAGGCAGCUUUCUGUGUUGUCCUUCUCUGAUGCUCUUGAAAUUCUGGGAUACCAGAAGAGAAAACACACACAGGGAGCAUUUCAAUUCCUGCAUUGCAAGGGAUUGGAUCCCAUCCAACUCUACAGUUCUAUGAUUAUAUGUAUUUAUAAUCUACCAUGUAUGUAUACUGAUCUUGUUCUCUUCCCCUCCCUCUUUCUUCCCCCUCCCCAACUUAAAAGUUUGCCAACUCUCCUGUUGGCAGAAUGCGUCCUGAUCUAUAUGACCCAAGACCAUUCUGCGAACCUCCUCAAGUGGGUGGCUGGCUUGUUCCAGACCGCCAUGUUUAUCAACUACGAGCAGGUAAGCCCAAGCAGCGGUAGUCUUCCUAUGCUCCUCACUAUGGCAAGGGCCUCAAGUACGAAUCCCGUGUUUGAAACACGGAAAGUGGGAAUGGUGGGAGAGAGGGAGAGAGAGAGAGAGAGAGAGAGAGAGAGAGAGAGGAUGCUCUGUGCUUUUGGCCAUGGGUGGUAUCCAAUGCUAGUCACACUCAAAGUGAAAACAAUGAACCUCAAAGGCCGUCUCAGCCCCUGCCUGCACAACGGAUCCCUGCAUUCUGCACAUGCCAUCCUGCCUGGAGGUGUCCAUUGAGCACAGUGUCAGAAUCUAGCCUUUAGCUUGGUGGCUCCUGCCCCUUGGAACUUGAGCAAGACAGGCAUUUUCUUGAUUGCGUUUUAGGCACCUGCCAAAGGCAUUCCUCUUCCUGCAAGCUUCUAAAUGGAGAUCUUUAUCCCAGUUGGUAUCAUUAUUGGAUUUGAAUUGGUUUUAUGUACAUGCUCAUGUUCAUGUUAAACUGUGUGUGUAUAAAAAAUGUAUUUUUCCUAUUGUUUUUUAUAUGUAUACAAUUGCUUUGACAGUUUUUAUAUAUGAAGCUGUUUUGGUAUGUUUUGAUUCCACUGUAAAUCGCUUUGGGAUGCGUUACGAGCUGCAUUUUAUAAAUGAAAUACUGUAAUUUAAUUCAGUGGGACUACUCAAAGUAGGACUAAUAUUGGAUACCAUCCCAGAAGCGCAGGCAUUCCAGCAAAGGUUUUGGGUUAAGGAUUUACCUCUGGGAGACUGCAGAGUUUCUGAAGGCCGGUGCCCCAGAACAAUUGGAGACCAAUUCUGUUUCUGCCCAGUUAUUUGUUUGUUUUGUGUCCCCACCCACUCACUCACCCCCAACACACCAGUGGAGUCCCUUUUAAGUGCAGGGCUCAAAAUAUAUAUAUGCGUAUAUGUAUAUAUAUGUAUAUAUAUGUGUAUGCUGAGCAAAACAGCUGCUGAGUCAGAGGUGGCCGAACUCAAGGAACCGGCAUUGUGAGCAAUCUUAUGUAACUUUAUGGAACGUUAAUCAUGUUUUGCUUUCUGUGGCUUUGGCAGCUUGAAUGGAGCAGGGGGGUGGGGGAAGUAGCUGAGCUGCAAGCCAAGUCCACAUGAAAAGGAGAAACUGCUGGUUGCUGAGUGAGGGCGGAAAUGCAGAUGAGAGGUUUGAUACGCCAGCUUUGGCUGUGAAUUCAGACGGAGGUGGCAGUUGAAGGAAAGGUUUCUACUGAUCCGCUGGAGCUGGCUGCUUUCCCAUAAGAUCCCAUCAGCAUUCAGAGAAGGGAGCAUUCCAGGGUUAAGAUGCUCAUGAAGCAGCCAUUCGUGUAGGGUUUUCACCCUGUUGCCAUGUGUGCUUUACUUUAUUUUUUAAAACCAUUCUGUAACUUCUAUGCACCUGUCAGGCACAGCUGGUGAUAGUAAAAAGUCUUUCGGCUUUUGCCAGCCAGAUGUUUCAGACUACAACUCUCACCAGCACUGGCUUGGAGCUAUUGGGAGUUGUGGUGCAAAACAGCUGGAAGGCAGCAGGUUUGGGGGACGGAUGGUCGAAAUGGAGUUGUGGGCCCCACCUGUAUUCAUCAUCAUGUUUGGGGCAGGAAAAACAUAAACAUCUCCAUCUGUCCCCUCCAUCUUGCUUGUGGAUUAGAUCACAACUUUAAGUUUCCUGGAUUUAGUGAGGCUGUUUUGGUGCACCAAAAUGCGUAUUUUAUGGAGAAAGAUACAUGCAAAAUGUAAAUGUUCAGAUGGAUGCAUUCAAAGGCGCAUAUUUUACACAAAGAGUGCAUACAAAAUGCCUGCUGAUGUAAUACAGACUUCUUGUGCACUUUUUCGAAAAAUCUGCACGAAGUGGGAUGUAAAGUACUUCUGUUUGAGUGCAACAGAACUGAAAUGGGUCAAAAUUCCCAGGGCCCUUUCCCUGUUCUGCACAUGAUACCAACCUCCACACUUCUGCAGUGGGCUUGCAAUGGGGGAUUCUUUCUUUCUUUCUUUCUUCUUUGCAGAAUUUAUGUAGUGCUUUUCAGGUGGACCUCACAAAGUGGUUUACCUAAGGUUAUUACAACAAUAGGCAUUGAGCUUACAAAGCUUACAAAAGAAUGGAAAAGACAACUUGCUUGUUUAGAAAAAGCACUUGCCUUUUCUCCCCCCCCCCCCGAAUAAGGCAGUUCUUCAGAUGCAGGUGGCAGUUGGGGGAGGGCAGGAGGGAGGGGGCACCACGGGAACUUGAGGGCAACAGCUGCACAAAUCAUGGUGGAUCUAAGGAUUUGAGACUUCUGGGCUGGAGUGCUUCCUGCGAUAAAGGAGGGCAUGUGAGUGAGUCCCUGUGCACACCUGCUCCCUGAAUAAGAGGUGGGGGGGUCCUGGUUCUUAGGCAGGAGCACCCUCUCUCCCAGCUCCCUUUCAGCCAGUCUUUUGUACCCUCCCCAGGUGAACAUGUCUGAUCGAUUUGGGCAGAUCAUGGUUGAGAACUUGCAGAGCCGGAAGUGCAGCCUGGUUGGUGUGGAUGACUGCAGAUCUCUGGAUUCCCAGGUCAGAUGUUCUGAGUGGGUGAGGUGGCCUUUUUUGCACAAUCUAUAAUGCUUACCUCUGGGUUUCGCUGUGCUGUUUGAGAUCACUCCCUCCCCCUGCCACCCCAAUGGUCCUUUUUAAGUCUAUUGGAUAGUGCCUGUGCCUGUGCUGGGGAGAAGGGAAUAUGUACCUGCAGCCUUAGUUUCAAAGAUGCAUCAUAUAUUCUAAGUUCCUGUCAAAUUGUAUUAAAAGGGUGGGUGCACCUGGGGCCCAGAAGUUUGCACCCUCCCUGCUUCUCCUCCUUCUAUCUCGCCUGAUGGAGAACCUGCCCUUCUGCUUAUACUUCUCAUUGGGUUUCCUUCACAGAAGGAACGUUUCCUGCAAAAUGGCUGGGAAACAGCAAAUGCCAUCGAUAUGAUGAAAGCCUACAAUUGCUUGCCGAAAGAUGAUGUCAGAAGGUAAGCGUCUCCUCGCUCUUGCACCAAUGGGAGUUGUAGUACUUGACUACUCUUUUUUUUUUUACUUAUAAAUUUAUUUAAUAUAUUUUGGUUUCACCAUUUAAGGCAAGCCUCAGCAAGGCGCCUUACAGUAAAAAUGGUGAAAGGAAAAUUGACAACAUAAGAAAAACUGUUUUAGGUAGUAAAUAACAACAACUUCAACAACAACAGAAAAGAAGGUUUGUGGAAUAUGAAAGUGUCUGGCUCACCGCUGCCCCAUGAGCUUCAGGAUUUGAAUCCAGAUCUUGUAGGGCCCAACCCAGCACUCUUGCUGCUGUCUUCUGCUCCAAGCUGGGUUGGAAGGUAGGGCUCUCUCUGUGUCUACUGCUAUCCUUCCUAUCUUCUUCCUUUUUUUUAAAAAAAAAUAAUAUUUAUUAAGAUUUAAAAGAUUACAAAAAAAGAAAAUAGAAAACAGCAUAUUAAGCAAAAACAAAACAUCACAUCACAAUAAGGGGGGAAAAAAUACAAUGAACCUUCCCAUAACUUAUCCUUCAUUUGCUUGUUUCCUUGACCUCCUCACACCUCCCUUUUUUGUAUUCUAAUUCAGUUAGCUAUUUCAGCAAGUCCUUUCCAUCUUUUCCAGUUUUUGUCCUAUAUUUUAUCUUAAUAUAAUGUAACUUUACUUUCCCUCCUUUCACCAUUUAGCAGUCUGUUUUUUCUUAAUCCUUUAUAGCAUUUCUGCUAAAACCACAUUACUUCAUUCCAACAUCCUUCUAACAUUCCUUAAUUUUACAAUGUUUCUGUAAAUAAACUUUAAAUUUCUUCCAAUCUUCUUCCACCGACUCUUCUCCCUGGUCUUGGAUUCUGCCAGUCAUUUCCGCCAGUUCCAUGUAGUCCAUCACCUUCAUCUGCCAAUCUUCCCGGGUGGGUAGAUCUUGUGUCUUCCAGUACUUUGCAAUAAGUAUUCUUGCUGCUGUUAUGGCAUACAUAAAGAAAGUUCUACCCUUCUUUGGCACCAAUUGGCCGACCCUUCCUAUCUUCUUCCUUCCAGGAUAGAAGCACUUGAGUUUCUGGAUGAGAAGGAACUGCUUGAACAGCUCAUGCAACAUUACUGUCUGUGCUGGGCUACCAAGGACUCCAGUAACCUGGGUGAGGAUAUGCUUUGGCUGGGUUCUCCUUGAGGGUUUGGAAGGGCUGACACGGGUUCUCGUGGGAGGUCUUGGGCACGUCUGUGGACCUGCUUGCCUCCAGCUGUACAAGGAGAGUAAUUCACCCACCCUGCUUCCAAUUUCACCGGGAACUUGAUUCCAUAUGUGGUGCUCCUGUUCCCAUAGGAAUGCCAAGGUAUAAGUUGGGGGAGGGAAUGCAGACAUCCUUGGUUCAAACUGUCAUUCCGUGGAAUGACCCUGCAACAUAAACAUUAAGCCAUAUAUUGUCUAAGGGUGACCCAGCCCACAGGACGCUUAAUUUCUGUGCAUUCAUUUUCAGUAAGCUCUGCCCAUGUAGUAGAAGGGCAGUUGGACAACAGCUAGACCCCACGAGGGUUCAUCCGAAUGGCCGUGCCUCUCUUCCACCCUUGGCAACCGCAGAGUUUUGCUCCAGUACCUCUGCAGUGAGGAAGUUCCCACCCCAGGUGGGAACAGGCAGUGCUGUUCCAGGCUCAGCGAGCACCUAAUAAAAGGGGUGUGUGGCUGGGACUCUGCUGUUGCAUCAUUGGGCUCAGCCUGAACAGGGGAAGCAGGCUUGGGAAAACAUUCUUCCUCUGCAUUCCUCCCUCCCUCCCGCCACCCUGGUGAGAUCAAUUAACGCUAAGCACUUCCUGCAUCUAACUUACCAAUUUGCAAACACUCCAGAUUUUUUGAGGGUUUGUGUGUGUUCCAGUUUAAAUUGCAGACCCUGGACAGGCAGGUGUGUGCAGACCUGGCCUCCCCCCUCCUCUCCUCUUGGUGUCUCCUGGUUGAGUGACUCAUCCUAUGAAUGGACUUGACAUAUCAAGGCGAAGGUCUUGGGUCAGUCCUCCAUCAGCAGUCUGUGUGUCAGGAGGGUGCACAGAAAGGGCACUGUUUCCCCUCUGGUUGCGUCCAGAGGAGAAACGGUAAGUCCUGUUGGGACUGGCUUCGGAGAAGUGGAGUUCACACAUCAGCCAGUUUCCCAGCAGGGCUGUUUGCCAUUAUCUCUCUGGAGCCACCCUCCUGAUUAGCAAAUCCUCGGAGCUGCCUCUGUGCCCCUUUGGAUUUCAUCUGGAGCUGCAUACAGGAGAUGGGGGCGGGAGGAGAAGAGGAAAUCUGGAAGUGGGCCUCAAAGCUAUAUUUUUCCUACCUCUGUGCUACCCCAAUCUGAGACGGCUAGAUUGGGCAGCCUUUGCGAACCAGUUUCAUUGUGCAUCUUUACUGCAGGUGGGGGAAUUGCUCUGGCCAGCUCACCUACCCUCAAGGCAGUAUCAGAGACCCUUGCAUGUGGGUCCUUCCUGUGCUGUUCCAAUAGAAAGCCAGAUUCUCAUGUAACAGUAAUCUAUGACUCGUCGUUAUAUAUGAACCCUGCCCAGUAGCACGACUGUGGUUUGUUUACUGCCGACAACCCAUGAUGAUGAACCUUGGUUUGUUUUAACUAUGGCUUGGCAUUGCAUGGGAGCCUAGCACCCUUUCUUUAACUAUGGUAUGUUUAGCCCCUCACCCAGCUCAGAUGUUCCCCAAGCGACAAAGGCAAGAGCAGCUGGAAAAUGAAAUAAAUCAUGGCUUCUUUGAUCGCCUGUGGGGCAGCUCAUGGUUUGUUGAGCAAGCCAUGGUAAUGCCUCUACACAGGUGUAAAAUUACAUUCUGGACCUCAGAAGAUCUCUUAUACUCUGAUUAUUCAUUACUAGCAUUGGACUCUUUCAGGGUCUCCUCACCCUAGUUUCCCCCCUCUCUUUUUCCGUCUCACUGGACUCCUAGGUGUGCUUGGAUCAAAGGUAGAGAACAGGUUGGCAAGAGUAUGAAGGAUCCUACCUCGCCUUUUAAACUCUUUGUCCAGUGGACACUGUGUCCCGGCAGUCUGGGCUGUGAGGGAACUGCAUUCCUUAAGGGUUGUGGGUGGGAAGUUGCCCUCACCAGACUUGAGAGCCCACAUGGGGAGGGAGCCCAACACACCUCUGUUUGCUCUAGCAGGGGGGCGGUGGCAGCAGGGCAGACCUUGUAAUAAUUCUUUUAAGAGGGAGCCAUGUUUUGCUUGGGUGUCCAUCCUGCUACAUUUGCCCUGUAACCUGCAGAUCCAGCUAUGAUUCUGACUGAUGACAUUUUAAAGAGGGAAAUAAAAAAGAGAGGUGAAAGUGCUCGGCUGCUUCUCUUCUGGAGGCUCUGGAAUCAGCACCUUAGCGAAUACUACGUUAUGCAAAAUGAAUGUCGAAUCGCCACUCUACCUUUUUUCCUAGAGACAUUUGAGUCCUCCUCAGUCAUCUAUUACUCCAUGUCCAAAUGUAUACCAGAGUUCAGUGCAGGAUGUCCUGUUUCCCACUACACCGUAAGGCAGGAAUGCAGCCCUCUAGAUGCUCUUGGACACCAGCUCCCAGCAGCCAGGGGUGGACCAGGGUGAUGGGAGCUGUGGUCCAGCAACCUCUGGAGGACCCCAGGCUCUCCAUCCCUGCCCUAAGGUCUUACCUGUUUGUGCAUCCAAUUUAAACUGAACUGGAUUUCACUGUCUGCCCGUCUUCUUCCCAAACUAGGCCUUGCGGAGAUUGCUCUAUAGUGCAUUUGCUCCAGUGGAGCUCGAGGCGAAUCUGCUGCCCCCUCCUGGUGGGGCUCUGCAUGCAUCAGUGCCAGCCUGCCCGCUAGCCCUCCAUCGCUGGUGUCCUGGAGAACUUGAGCAGUGGAGCAUUUUGCAGGGACAGUCCCUCUCACUGCCGGCCCCGAGUCAUCUUGCCAUGUUUCAAAUAAAUCCCCAGUUUUCCAAGCAACUGAAUAACAAGACUCUCUUCCCUUCUCUGCCUGCUCCUGGGACCUGUUCUUUGGAAUUACUACAGAGAGGAGCGUUUCGUGUUUUUCAGAUGUGUUAGAUGGUGGAAGUCUGGUUGUCCAAACGUGCUCAUCCUCUCUGUUGCACUGGGCUGGGUAAGGUUGGUUGAGCCACUCUUGGGAGGGAGUGGAACAUACUGGUGGGAAAUAUAUGUUUAUAUUUUCUCCGUUGAUCUUGAAGGCUCCCCUCCUGUCAUGUGUGCCUCUCUUUAUUUUGUGGGGUGUUUCUCCUAGUCUGUCCUCAGCCCCUGCUGCAGUGAGGUGUCUGUUCCCUCUGUGUGAACUUCAUCAGCGGGGCUGGCCCACCCAUGUGGCAGGAUCCACAGGGGCAGCAGACCCGGCCUCAGAGGAAUGCUUUGCCCCCUGUGGUGCCCUCCUUGGAGACUGGAUUUACCUUCUCCUUGGCAUCCCCCCAAUGCCACCUCUACAGUGGCCCCUUGGCUAAUAGUAUGCACUGCUAGUCUCCUCCUACCCUUGUCCCCAAUGUAGAUCUUCCCUCCCCACCUUGUUCCUGAUGUAAAUCGUCACUCAUCCCUUCUUCCCUGACGGGUGGUAUGCCAUUUUGAGGUUUGCCUCAGGUGCCAAAAUGUCUUGGGCUGGCCCUGCUCCUCAGCUGUGUCAAGGGCAGGCUGGCUGUGUUGAAAUGUUCUCUUAACUCACCUGUAGCAAGGGUUAAUAAACUGGUUUUUUGUAACAUUGUGUACCGCCUUGUUUCUGCUUAUCUCUUAAAAAGGG